Molecule: messenger RNA, 324 nt
Organism: Blepharisma stoltei
Lineage: Eukaryota; Ciliophora; Heterotrichea; Heterotrichida; Blepharismidae
Source: the annotation of a GenBank genome assembly
AUGGAAAACAGUACUGUAAUCAAAGUCAGCCUUCGCAGACCUUAUCCAGCUUUUGUAGCCCACUCAAAAGAAAUUCUCAAAGAGCAUGGCCACGUGGAACUUCAAGGUUUGGGUGAAGCCAGCGCUAACACUGUGAGGGCUGCCGAGAUGCUUUGUUCUCUAGGUUAUGCUGACUUGGAAAAGUUCGAGACACUCUCAGUGACUGAGCCUGAUCAUAAAAACAUUGAUAGACGCAGAAAUAAAGUAGUCGUUGCCUUAACUCGUUCAGCAGGCUUCGACAAAGCUUAUAAUGAGUUCGCAAAUUCUAGAGAAACUCCUAAAUAA